Magnusiomyces paraingens is the source of this 444-nucleotide messenger RNA. RefSeq lists its product as uncharacterized. NCBI's taxonomy places the organism in Eukaryota, Fungi, Ascomycota, Dipodascomycetes, Dipodascales, Dipodascaceae. Bases 1 to 444 code for a protein of 147 amino acids. The transcript has a single exon. The record is from RefSeq and is a predicted model, not a curated record.
AUGUACACUCUUGCUCCUACACCAAAGGCCCCUGCUCCUAAACCAAACCAGGGCUCCAUCUCAUGUUUUCCUACACCAAAGGCACCUGCUCCCAAACCAAAUCAACCUACAAUGUCUGCUGCACCAACUCCUAAAGCACCUGCUCCUAAACCAAACCAACCUACAAUGAGUGCGGCUCCUACACCAAAGGCACCUGCUCCUAAACCAAACCAACCAACAAUGUCUGCUGCACCUACUCCUAAACCAAACCAACCAACAAUGUCUGCUGCACCUACUCCUAAAGCACCUGCUCCUAAACCAAACCAACCUACAAUGUCUGCUGCACCUACUCCUAAAGCACCUGCUCCUAAACCAAAUCAACCUACAAUGAGUGCAGUACCUACACCAAAGGCACCAGCUCCUAAGCCUAACCAACCUAAGGUAUCCUUUAGUUGCAAGCUUUAA